ACGUACCCUUGCUCCCGGGGACCGUAAAGCGCGGAAGGUCGCGGCCCCCCGCUUCCCCGGAACUCUUUAUUUCCUCCAACCCGUCCCUUCCCAGUCCCUGAUCCCUCCCCUUUUCCGGACCCUGGACCCCUGGUGACUGUAGUUGCUGCUGCCGGUCUUUCGCCGGCCGUGGCGGAGCACGGAGCCCGUGGGCGCCGAUGAGUUCGAAUGCUUGGAAUCUCCCGAGCUGAGCGAGAGCACGUCUCCUGGUGCUGACUGACGUGAUGUUUUACCGGUGGCUCUCAGUGGUCCGCAGACACAGAGCCAGCCGAGGAUGGCGGAACUGGUCCUCAGCCAGAAGCAGUGCGUCGGCGGCCACGGAACAUUCUGUUGCCCUGCCUGCCCAGGCACAGGUGGUCAUCUGUGGUGGGGGAAUCAUGGGCACGUCUGUGGCCUAUCACCUGUCCAAGAUGGGGUGGAAGGACAUUGUCCUUUUGGAGCAGGGCAGGCUGGCUGCCGGCUCCACGAGGUUCUGUGCUGGCAUCGUGAGCACCGCCAGGCACUUGAGCAUCGAGCAGAAGAUGGCAGACUAUUCAAACAAACUGUACCAUCAGUUAGAGCAAGAAACAGGGAUCCAAACAGGUUACAUAAGGACCGGCUCCAUCUUUCUGGCCCAGACUCAGGACCGCCUGAUCUCCCUGAAGCGCAUCAACUCAAGGCUGAAUGUCAUAGGCAUCCCUUCCGAGAUCAUCUCCCUCAAGAAAGUGGCUGAACUUCACCCUCUCCUCAAUGUGCACGACCUGGUGGGGGCCAUGCACGUCCCCGAGGAUGCAGUGGUGUCCUCUGCCGAUGUGGCUCUUGCCCUGGCGAGUGCUGCCUCCCAGAAUGGGGUUCAGAUCUACGACCGGACGAGUGUUCUUCACGUGAUGGUCAAAAAAGGUGAAGUUACUGGCGUGGAGACAGAUAAAGGGCAGAUCGAAUGCCAGUAUUUUGUCAACUGUGCUGGUCAGUGGGCAUACGAGCUGGGUCUGGCCAACGAGGAGCCGAUUAGUAUCCCGUUACAUGCCUGCGAACACUUCUACCUCCUGACUCGCCCCUGGGAGACCCCUCUGCACAGCAGCAUGCCAACUGUCAUGGAUGCUGAUGGCAGGAUUUAUAUUCGGAACUGGCAGGGUGGCAUCUUGUCUGGAGGCUUUGAGAAAACCCCGAAACCAAUUUUCACCGAGGGCAAGAACCAGCUGGAGAUUCAGAAUCUGCAGGAGGACUGGGAUCACUUCGAGCCCCUGCUGAGUUCUCUCCUGCGUAGGAUGCCAGAGUUGGAGACCCUGGAGAUCGUGAAGUUGGUGAACUGCCCCGAGACCUUCACACCGGACAUGAGGUGCAUCAUGGGCGAGUCCCCUUUGGUGCAGGGCUACUUCGUCCUGGCGGGAAUGAACUCCGCUGGCCUUUCGUUCGGCGGCGGAGCUGGCAAGUACCUCGCCGAAUGGAUGGUGCAUGGCUAUCCCUCAGAAAGCGUCUGGGAGUUGGACCUGAAGCGUUUCGGAGCCCUGCAGAGCAGCCGCACCUUUCUGCGCCACCGGGUCAUGGAAGUCAUGCCUCUGCUAUAUGAUUUGAAGGUUCCCCGUUGGGACUUUCAGACGGGGAGGCAGUUACGCACAUCUCCUCUCUAUGACCGACUGGAUGCACAAGGAGCCAGAUGGAUGGAAAAACAUGGAUUUGAGAGGCCAAAGUACUUUGUGCCACCAGACAAGGACCUCCUGGCAUUGGAGCAGAGCAAGACUUUCUAUAAGCCAGACUGGUUUGACAUUGUGGAGUCUGAAGUCAAGUGCUGUAAGGAAGCCGUGUGUGUCAUUGACAUGUCCUCUUUCACAAAGUUUGAAAUAACAUCCAGUGGAGAUCAGGCAUUGGAAACCCUACAGUACCUCUUCUCCAAUGACCUUGAUGUGCCCGUGGGCCACAUCGUGCACACUGGCAUGCUCAACGAGGGUGGCGGCUACGAGAAUGACUGCAGCAUAGCACGCCUGAACAAGCGCAGCUUCUUCAUGAUUUCUCCAACUGACCAGCAGGUCCACUGUUGGGCCUGGCUUAAGAAACACAUGCCGCAGGACAGCGAUCUGCUUCUGGAGGACGUCACCUGGAAAUAUACUGCCCUCAAUCUGAUUGGCCCUCGAGCUGUGGAUGUGCUGUCCGAGCUGUCCUAUGCACCAAUGACUCCAGACCACUUCCCAAGUCUCUUUUGCAAGGAGAUGAGCGUGGGCUAUGCCAAUGGGAUCCGGGUGAUGAGCAUGACCCACACGGGAGAGCCGGGCUUCAUGCUUUACAUCCCCAUAGAGUACGCCCUGCACGUCUACAAUGAAGUGAUGAGUGUUGGACAGAAGUAUGGAAUCCGGAAUGCUGGGUAUUAUGCUCUCCGUAGUCUCCGAAUCGAGAAGUUUUUUGCCUUCUGGGGUCAGGAUUUGAAUACCCUCACCACCCCUCUGGAAUGUGGACGAGAGUCUCGGGUGAAAUUAGACAAGGGGAUGGACUUCAUUGGUCGAGACGCCCUGCUGCAGCAGAGGCAGAAUGGGGUGUAUAAACGCCUCACUAUGUUCAUCCUGGACGACCACGACACAGACCUGGACCUCUGGCCUUGGUGGGGGGAGCCCAUUUACCGAAACGGGCAGUAUGUUGGCAAGACCACCAGCAGUGCCUACAGCUACACACUGGAGCGCCACGUCUGCCUGGGCUUUGUGCACAACUUCUCUGAGGACACUGGGGAAGAGCAGGUGGUGACAGCAGAUUUCAUCAACCGGGGCGAGUAUGAGAUUGACAUCGCGGGACACCGGUUCCAGGCCAAGGCCAAGCUCUACCCAGUCACCUCCCUCUUUACGCAUAAGCGCCGCAAGGAGGAUGUGGAGCUAAGUGACUUGCAGGGGAAGUAACAUCAGGCAGUUUCACCACCUCCCCCUCUUCUCUUAGAACCUGUCCUGAUCCUGUUCCUCUUCUUGAUUUAACCUUUGCUGCCCAUCUCUUACCUCCUUGAUGUAAUUUUAAAUUUUUUGCUUUGCACCCUCUCUUGUCCUUUCAUCUCCUCCUCCCCAUCUCCUAACACUCACUCUGGGCUGUUUGUCCGUCCCCCCACCCCUCAGAUUGCCAUGGUGACAGGAAGCAUGUCUGACAGGCAGCACAGGAGCAGACCCCAUCUGUGGGAGGGAGUUGCGGUGACAGAUUUCUAAUGCUGGGAAGCUGCUGCGUGUGUGGCCUCGGAGCAAGAAUCCAACACUGUGGGGCCAAGUGUUGAGGGAGUAAGUAGCCUGUUAGCUGGGGGUUUGGGGGUUUGUGACAGCCCAGAUCCUCUGUGCUGUGGGUCGGCACCUUGAUACCUCUAGCAAGAUGACCAUCUACCUCACUGAUGAGAGGCAUCGUGUGGGUGUUACUGGGCUGCAGCAGAGACAGCCUGGCACUGUCCCCAGCCCCCUACCCCCUAACCAAACUAGUUAUCAGACUACAAGGCCAGGGCCACCUGCCUGCCAAUUUUAUCAUCUCUAUCAUGAGGGGCUCUGUUUGUUUAGCUGAGUAAACAAGCCACAGUAUUUGAAAGGGAAAAACAAUGUUGCCUUUGCUUUUAUUUAAGAAAGUCUUAACCUCAGAAAGCACCAACACCAAACCAUGCUGUUUUCUGCUGUUAAAACAGUGCUGCUGCUCUCUUAGCUACUCCAGGUUCAGGCACCCCACCUUGACUGUCCUCAUGGGUGUCCUGGACCAUCCCUUCUGCAGUAGACCCACUAGCUCAGCAACUGUUUCUCUCCCCUAAAGGGAGGGCAUGGUGGGGCAUGUCAUCCUGGUCAAGCACCGCAUUUUUUGGACCAUAAGACUCACCUAGCUUUUAGAGGAAAAUAGGAAAAAAAAUUUUGAAGCAAAAAAUGUAAAAUAUUUAAUAACACAAAUAACAUAUUUACCAAUGUAAAUGUAAACACAACUCAGCAGCAGCAUUAACAACCAUUAUUCCUCCCAAAUUUGGGCAGGGGGUAGAGAAAGAGGAAAUAUCUUAGUUUGAACGGUAACAACCUUGCUGGCUCUUCUGCUUCCUCCAGCACAGAAGAGACAGGUCCAGAGAGUUCUGUGUGUGGAGGGUGCAUGCCAUGUGAGCCUAGCAGAAUGCUUUCCAUCUUUUCUUUCCCUGUCCAGCCAUUUCUCUGUACCUUCCGACUAGAAAAUGACCUGGAGCGACCCCCAGAGGGCCAUGCACAGUUAAGUAGUGUGUCUUUUCCCAGUGGUGCGACUUUAGUGACAUCGGACUGCGUUCUCUCUCCCAACACUUAAUUUUCCCUUGCUCCUAAGCUGCCCUAAUCUGAUUUUUAGUAUAAACUGCUGUUAGAGAUGUAACUAAUUAAACUGUAGCCUUUGUUUUCUUGGCAUCCUAGAAGCAUUAGCUCUGAUAGGUCUCUAAGUUUUGUAGAGAAGCUUUCAGGUGCUGGCCAGCUCUGGGUUUUCUUUCACCCACCUGACCAGGCUGCCUUCUUCCAGACAUUUCUUGCCAUUUUCCCAGCCAGACAACAUCUACUUGAUUAGUGUCCAGCUUUUUAGGAGGUCUCAGAUGAUUCAUUAAGGGAGCAUGGGAUAGAAUCACUUGGAUGGCCUUGCUAUUUUGGUGCAAAUGUGCACAUAACUAGGUGAGAGAUGCUGCUCCUACGCAAAGAAGAGGGAAGACGCUGCCCAGCUGGAGAGCAGGGACGGGGAGCUGAGCCAGAGCAGAUGUGAGCAGCAGGCAGCAGCUGGCCCAAGACGGAAACAGGUGAUACAGAGCUGAAGGUAUCACAUGCUCCGCGCCGUUCCAAAGUGAUCUUUUCUAGAGUUAUGCAUGAACUUCAUCUUGUCACAGACUGACAAGAUGAUGCUCUUCUAGGGCGUCACUUGUUUACUGAGUACCCCAAAGCACACAUUUUUUGGCACUUUAAAAUUCUUCCUUGAAGUCUUUGUUCAAACAUAGGCAUGUGAAUCUGGUAGUUUUCUCUAUUUGGUCCUAAAUCUGAAGGGAUGACUUUCCCACCUCUAGCACAAUUGACAAUCAAGACAUCUAAUUCACGUGUCAUUUCCAUCUCUGGGGCAGUGGUGCCAUGUGUGUUUGUCUUGUGUGACAACUCACCUCUUUCUAGGGGUGUGAGCGGUUCCGGACUCUUCUGAGGGGCUGGGCUUUAGUUUUAGGUGGUUGGUACUUUUUUCUCAGAAAUGAUCCAUUACCUCUUGUGCUCUCUUGGGGAGGGCUCUGCACACUUCUAGCUUGUCCGCACGCUCAAUUGAAGAACAUUUUUGAACCUAGAAACGCAAAGUGUGUUAGCCACAAACUGAUGAAGCCCCAGGAUUUCCAGUCUCCUGCGCACCUGUUUCCUCCCUUGACAUAGCUUCUAAGCCCCUUGUCACGCCUGCCACACAUACGUCCUGUUUCUUGGCACUGCCACGGUUCAUUUGACAUAAAUUGAGGCUUGCAUCAGGAAGAUUUCCCAUCUGUGAUGUCACUGAAGUCAGAAAACCUCUGAGCAAAAAGGGACAGAAACUACCUGCUUGGGUGGCCCAUCUGGUGUCCUUUAACUCGCGUAGUCAGGUACCUGCACUGCACGGGCAGGACACGCUCCAGGGGAGACCGGGGGCAACUUGUACUACAGUGCUAGUGCUUUUCUGGGGAGACCCUGCACCCCCAAAUGUGAGCAAUGCCAUUCAGGCUAGGGACCCAAAGACCAUUUAGCUCAGUGAUUACCCCCUUCCAGCAGUAGAGCCCAAUCACCAAGGGGUGACUCCCCGCACGGACUUCUGGCUCUGGACUUCUGGCUCUGGCAUCGGACACCUGCUGGCGUCUGCCUGAGCCUUCACUGCCCUUUCAGAACCCAAGGCCAAUAAAAGGGCGUCUUCUGUGACCUGUGGUCUCGGUUCUGAGCUAGAAGGCUGUUCCUGGUAGAACAGUUGCACUGGCUUGCUUUCAGGGGUAGCUACAAGGUUCAUUUUCCUCUUUGUUUUUUCUUGGGUAAUGGAGGUCCCAAGGAUCCUCAUUAGUAUCUAAGGUAGAGGUUUGGUCGCAGUGCUUAAUACUGAAGAAUAACCUGUUUUCAUUUUCUCCCCCGUACCACACCCCCCGUCCUUCCAGUCCCUCACAAACUUUGACCUAAGAGACAUAUCAACAUGACACGGGAAAUUUCUUGCGAGGGAAGGAUUUUCGUUUCAAGCAGCAUUUCUAGGCACAUGGGUUCAGAAGCACAGUUGAGCUGAGAAAUGGUAGGUGAAACAGUGAGACGUUGACGCAUUGACGACGACGUCCAGUAGUAACUGGUGAGAAGCUGUGCGACUGCCGCUCAGCACCUCCCCACGCCUCCACUUUAAGGUGCUGAGUUGUAAGGCUCCUUCAUUUUCAGUGUGGGGCUCCCAUUUGCAGUCCCCCAUCACUGACAAAUGCACUAUUUUUCAAGAGGACUGAGUAUUUUUGUAUGUUUGCCUUCUUUGUCCAUUCAAUACUGUUGUUCCUUGUAUAAUAUGAUUGACUUCUUUCAGCAGAGUGUCUGUUCCUUGGAAAACUGCACAUUUCUCAUGGCCAUUAUUCUCAUGUUAGAUGCAGUUACUUUUAUCUUUUGCAAACAUUCCACCUUCUUGUUUUCCUGUCUGUCAAGGACAGUAAUUACAAGAGGUGGGAAGAAUAUUUUUAACAUCUGUUUCAAAAAUUCUAAGCCAGGAAUUCCAUUGCACACCAAGAACUGGGGCUUGGAGCACAUCUUUUCUCCACGCCAGGUUCUCGUGCCUUACACUCGAGAAUGUCAAUGGUGGGCGGAGAGAGGAAGGCCCAUAAAGGAACUCCAUUUCAGUCUGAGGGUUCCCAUCGUCCUGCUCAGCCUCUCCUUCCCCAGAACAGGUGGGUGUGGGGGUGUGAAAGCUGCCACAGCCCGUCUCAGUGAAGGGUGUUCUAAGCAGCACAGUUCACACUUUACUCUCUGGUCAACUCUUGGGAUGUAUCAGAGUGCCACUGUAGUUACUGUAAAGUGCUGUAAUGCGUUCUUUGCAUGUGUAAAUGUGCACUUCUGUCCAGCCCUCUCUGUCCCUGUGCGGCGUUAGCUGGUGGUCCUGAAGACGUGCGAGGCACUUAGGUAAAUGGGAUCUUUUCUCAAGAGCCCUGGAGGCUGACGCAUUAGGCACACGGGGUGACCGAGCACUCUUGCCUCCGUGAACACGGCAUUGUGCGCUGUAUUUGUCAGCAGAUUUCAGCUAAGGUUUUCUUUUCAUAUCACUAGGUUUGUAAAUGAAUAAAGAGACAUUUUACGUACUCUUA
This is a messenger RNA of Phyllostomus hastatus (greater spear-nosed bat), 7267 nucleotides long. RefSeq names its product pyruvate dehydrogenase phosphatase regulatory subunit (gene PDPR). Gene Ontology annotation, cellular component: mitochondrion; cytoplasm; mitochondrial matrix. Gene Ontology annotation, molecular function: oxidoreductase activity; protein binding. The record is from RefSeq and is a predicted model, not a curated record. Lineage: Eukaryota; Metazoa; Chordata; Mammalia; Chiroptera; Phyllostomidae. The transcript is spliced from 18 exons. The coding region runs from base 264 to 2900 and encodes 878 amino acids.